AUGCACCUGAUUCAUCGUCUUCAGAUCUUCGAGAUGGCUCGAGAUGAGACGGGACGGUUAGUUCAAGUGUUUCUCAACUUGAGUCUUUGUAGUUUGACCGAUCCGAAAUUUCGGAGGCAGAACAGCACUCGAAUGGAAGGAUUUGGCCAGGCUUCUUUCACAGGAGGCUCUAUUCAGUGGGAGGAAAUGGAACAGAAGUGA
Messenger RNA from Angiostrongylus costaricensis, 201 nucleotides. Lineage: Eukaryota; Metazoa; Nematoda; Chromadorea; Rhabditida; Metastrongylidae. The record is from the annotation of a GenBank genome assembly.